Messenger RNA from Raphanus sativus (radish), 492 nucleotides. RefSeq names its product ADP-ribosylation factor 1. Gene Ontology annotation, cellular component: cytoplasm. Gene Ontology annotation, molecular function: GTP binding; GTPase activity. Lineage: Eukaryota; Viridiplantae; Streptophyta; Magnoliopsida; Brassicales; Brassicaceae. The record is from RefSeq and is a predicted model, not a curated record. Gene Ontology annotation, biological process: vesicle-mediated transport; intracellular protein transport.
AUGGACUUGAUUUUCGACAUUAACUUGGACCCAAAAAUCGACAUUUUUUUCUUCUUUUCGGCGCUUGUUCGUCCAGUUCGUCCACUGUGGAGGUAUUACUUCCCGAACACGAAAAGGCUGAUCUUUGUAGUGGACAGCAAUGAGAAUGACCGUGAUCAUGUUGUGGAAGCUAGAGACGAGUUUCACAGAAUUCUGAACCAAGAUGAGUUGAGAGAUGCUAUACUUGUAUUCUUUGUUAACAAGCAAGAUCUUCCAAACGCAUUGAACGCCGAUGAGAUAACUGACAAACGUGGGCUUUACUCUCUCCGUCAACGACACAGGUGCAUACAGAGCACAUGUGCCCAAGGGCUUUAUGAGGGACUUGAUUGGCUCUCCAACAACAUCGCAAACAGGCAUGCCAUGACGACGUGGCAGCUCCACAAUGCUUCUCAGCCCUCCAUGUUAAUUAUCCUUGCUUCACUAGACUAUUUACAUUACAUGCCACUCACAUAA